AUGGCUAUGACUUCGACCACCAAGCUCGACUAUAAAGUCGAUUCCGACGUCGUGUCGAUCGACUCCUCGGCCAGCACCCUCUGUCCAACCAUCACCGACGAGUCGUUCACGUCCAGUCGCAAGUUAUACAUUGGUGCAAAGGGUAUCCGGGCAUUACGCCUCCCAAUGCCGGACAGCCAGACAGAGAUCCCCGUCUAUGAUGAAGAUGGCGUCAUCGCUUAUAGUUCCGCACGCUCCAAGCGCUGGUCGGGCAGCUGCGUGCUGUCCAACGUAAAAUGCGGCAAUCUGAUCCACACGGACUACUUCAUCGGCCCGAACAGAGAUCCAAUUCUACGCUUGCUCCAGUCCACCGAUGUGCGGCCGGAAGAGUUGCAGAUCUCUAGCAAAUGGACGUCCCGAAGUACCACGUUCACGAUGCCCAAUGGCACUCGGUUCGAGUGGAGCUAUGCUAAAGAGAAGCGCGAUGGCAAGCAUGUGAACCUGAUCAUCCUGCGAGUGGUGGAUGCCGACAGUCAGGGCAAAGAACCGACAAAUGGCCGGAUGGUGGCGAAGCUGGUGCGUGGACAGGAUACGCGCACCCCGGGAACAUCGCGCAGUCGAGCGGGCAAUGGUGGCGAGCUCCAGAUUGAUGGAAACGCUCUGACUUCCGCCCAGCUGGAGGAAGCCGUGGUCGUCGCAACCUGCCUCGUCAUGAUGAAGCGAGAGAUCGACCGGCGCAGGGCGCUUCAAUUCGCAAUGAUUGCCGGCGGCGGCGGAGGUUAA
Molecule: messenger RNA, 762 nt
Organism: Penicillium lagena
Lineage: Eukaryota; Fungi; Ascomycota; Eurotiomycetes; Eurotiales; Aspergillaceae
Exons: 2
Coding region: 1-762 (253 amino acids)
Source: RefSeq, a predicted model, not a curated record